AUGAAAACAAAAUUAACAAAUAUCAAGAACAAAUAUGUCACAAUAUAUUGGGAAAAGCAUCUCAUUGAUCUCUAUUAUGUUGGUGUAUUGGAAGAUGUUAAUGGUGAAGAAGCCACUGUUACUUUAAGAAAUGUUAAACCAUUUGGUACAGAAGGUAGAUUAAAUGGAACUGGUCCUGAAAUCCCACCUUCAAACGAUGUCUACCCAGUCGUUGUAUUUAGAGGUUCUGAUGUUCAUGAUUUAUCAGUAUUGGAAGAUCCCGUACCAACUCCAACUCAAGCUCCAGUUCAAACUCCAACAAAUACAACUAAUGUUCCACAACCACAAGCUGCUCCACAAGCUACCCCUGUAUCUUCUGAGAAUCAAGAUGUGAAAGAAUCAGAUGUUCCUGCUCCUCAACCACAAUCAAUUCCACAACAACCUCAACAAUCUCAACAACAUCAACAUCAACAAUAUCAAGGACAAAGACAAAAUUAUAGAAACAAUAGAAAUCAAAGAUCUAAUCAAUCACAAGCAUUCUAUCAAACAAAAGAAUUACCAAAAGAUGAUUUUGAUUUUGAAUCAUCAAAUGCAAAAUUUGAUUCAGAAAUUAGAGAAAAUUCACAAGAUUUAUCAAAUCCAUUACAAAGACCUGAUCAAUCAACAACCGAAGAAGAUCCAGUACCAUCUUAUGAUAAGAAAAAAUCAUUCUUUGAUACUAUUUCAAAUUCAAAUGAUGAAUCAAGACCUGAAAGAACUUUUAAUCAAGGUGGUUAUCAAAAUAAUAAUAGAAGAGGUUUUGGUGGUAGAGGUAGAGGAAGAGGUAGAGGUAGAGGACGUGGUAGAGGUGGUUAUAGAGGUGGUUCAAAUCCAGAAUGGGCUUGA
Messenger RNA from Hansenula ciferrii, 864 nucleotides. RefSeq names its product Scd6p (gene SCD6). The record is from RefSeq and is a predicted model, not a curated record. Gene Ontology annotation, biological process: P-body assembly; cytoplasmic stress granule assembly. Gene Ontology annotation, cellular component: P-body. NCBI's taxonomy places the organism in Eukaryota, Fungi, Ascomycota, Saccharomycetes, Phaffomycetales, Wickerhamomycetaceae. Gene Ontology annotation, molecular function: mRNA binding. The transcript is spliced from 2 exons. The coding region runs from base 1 to 864 and encodes 287 amino acids.